Messenger RNA from Rotaria sp. Silwood2, 387 nucleotides. The record is from the annotation of a GenBank genome assembly. Lineage: Eukaryota; Metazoa; Rotifera; Eurotatoria; Philodinida; Philodinidae.
AUGAUUAUAGGUUUAUUACCAAGUGCAUUAGCUAUUAUUCCAGCUAGUGGUAUUGAUCUUGCAUUAUAUGAAACAUUAAAACGACGUAUAGAAGCUUAUCAAGGUUAUACAACAAAUCCAAUAGAAAAAUUAAUUGUUGGCAAUAUAUCAAAUAGUAUUAGUCAAUUUUUUAUUUAUCCAUUAUUAAAUGUUCGAACACGACUUCAAUCAAAUAUUGGUCAAUCUGAGACAAUGACUAAAAUUUUAAAACGUCUAUGGUUACAUCAUGGAUUAAGAGGUCUUUAUAAUGGAUUUUCAUUACAUAUGUUACGUUUGGCACCAUCUAGUGGAAUAUCAUUUCUAACUUUUGAAUAUGCUAGUAAAUUAUUAGGAGCUAAAGCUUUAUAG